Molecule: messenger RNA, 1276 nt
Organism: Haliotis rufescens (red abalone)
Lineage: Eukaryota; Metazoa; Mollusca; Gastropoda; Lepetellida; Haliotidae
Product: mediator of RNA polymerase II transcription subunit 30-like
Exons: 5
Coding region: 191-775 (194 amino acids)
Biological process (GO): positive regulation of DNA-templated transcription
Cellular component (GO): mediator complex
Molecular function (GO): transcription coregulator activity
Source: RefSeq, a predicted model, not a curated record
GGCGGGUAACUCUAAUUUACCUUCUCUUGAUCGGUUUUGUCUUCCAUUUGAGUGUAUUUGUUCUAAGUCAGUUACUGCUACACUCUGAGUAUUUUUACGCUAUUGGUAUCAACAAAUGGACCUUGGAUCACUACAAAGAAUAUCGAGAUCUUGAUUUGAAAACAAUCCGUUGGGUACUACAUCUUUGUGAAUGAUGGCUGGCCCAAGUCAACAUUACCCUCUGACAGCCCAGAUGUCAGCUCCGGCGUCCUAUCAGGCGUAUCAACCACCACCACCGCCGCAGAUGUCACCGCAGCAACAACAGAUGAUGGUUCAACCCAAAGAGAUAAAUGCUGCUUUGUUUUGUAGAGCUGGGCAGGAAGCUGUCCACGACCUUGUUUCCAAAGCAACAGAAUUAUUUCAGCAGAUGUAUCGGUUACAAAUUCCAAAUGGUGUGACAGCUGGUCCGCAGCUGUACCAGGAGCGGCGGAUCAAGAUUGAUGAACAGCUGCGUGUCAUCCUGCAGAUGUUUCAGAAGCUACGAGUCAUCUACAACAAAGUCAAUGAAAUAUCCAUACACUUCCCAGAACCCCCAGAAGAGUUGCUGAUUCCGCUGGUUGGUUCGGAGGUGGAUCAGACAUCAAUGAACAAUGAUGUGUAUAGAUAUGUGGCAGAAGAACAUAGAGACAUUGUAGAGCAAGUACGAAUGAAGAAUCAGGAGAUUAAAGACAUCAUUGACCAGAUACGUUCCAUCAUCUGGGAGAUCAACACCAUGAUUACAAUGAGGAAAACGUGAAGCAAGGCCUUGUUCACCAUGGGAUACUGACGGAGGCUGGACAGCAGCGGGGCAGACAUGGAGCACCUAGAUACCUCCAGUAGUCCAGUGGAAAAAAUGACUGUGGCCUUUAAAGACAUCACCUCUAAUUUUAUGAGCAUGUGAAUCUCAGGUUUUCUUUUGGAAAUGGGGCAACAGUUGGCUGAGUGGUCUGCAGUGGUGCAUUUCACAGCAGAGUUGCAUCCCUUUGCCCCGCCAGGAUCUGGAGGGUUGUUUGUUCAAGAGCAGACUUGCCGCAAUAAUGAUUCAUGCUUUGUGAGCACAUUCUCCUGGGUUUCAAGGAUUUCACAGUGCCCUGCUUCGGGUUUUCCUUCCACAUUAAACAGUGACACUGACAGAAGUGAAAUAUCGUUCUAAGUGGAAUAAACUCAACUCACUUAUAAUAGGUGGAUAUGUCAGGAAUGAGGAAACAAUUUGUACAAUAUUUGUCAUGUUUGAAAAUAAACAGCCAUAUCCAUCAGA